AUGAAGGACCUCUCCGUGGGCGAGCUCUUCGGCGUCGAGGGCAAGACCGUGCUCGUCACCGGCGGCGCGCGCGGCAUCGGCCUCAUGAUCGCGGCGGGUUUCGUCGCCAACGGAGCCAGGGUGUACAUCGCGUCCCGCUCCAAGGAUGCGUGCGAAGCAGCGGCGAAGAAGCUCACCGCCGAGGGCCCGGGAACGUGCGUGGCGCUCAGCGAGGACCUCUCCACCGAGGCUGGCUGCGUGAACCUCGCCAAGAUGUUCAGGGCGAGGGAGGACCGGCUCCACGUGCUGGUGAACAACUCGGGAACGUCGUGGGGAGCGCCGCUGGAGAAGCACUCCGAGAAGGGAUGGGACAAGGUGUACGCCCUGAACGUCAAGGGGAUCUUCUUCCUCACGCGAGAGCUGCUCCCCGCGCUCGACGCGGGAUCCACGACGACGGACCCGGCCAGGGUCAUCAACAUCGGCUCCAUCGCUGGAGAACGGCCGCAGGUGUUUCCGACUUACUCUUAUGAUGCGAGCAAGGCGGCGGUCCACCACAUUACCCGCAAGCUCGCGGACGAGCUCGCGGACAGGCGGCAAAAGGGCGGGCACGCCAUCACCGUCAACGCCAUCGCCCCGGGGUACGUGCCCAGCGCCAUGAGCGACGGUCUGGCGAUGUACAAAGAGAGCGAGGAGAUCGCAAAGUCGGGUAUCCCGCUAAGGAGGAAAGGUGCACCGCAGGACAUGGCGGGCGCGGCGCUCUUCCUGUCCUCCAACGCGGGGGCCUGGAUCACCGGGACGACGGUGCGGGUCGACGGAGGAUUCCUCGCGAAGCUGUGA
Molecule: messenger RNA, 816 nt
Organism: Micromonas commoda
Lineage: Eukaryota; Viridiplantae; Chlorophyta; Mamiellophyceae; Mamiellales; Mamiellaceae
Product: short chain dehydrogenase/reductase family protein
Exons: 1
Coding region: 1-816 (271 amino acids)
Source: RefSeq, a predicted model, not a curated record